Molecule: messenger RNA, 1056 nt
Organism: Talaromyces marneffei
Lineage: Eukaryota; Fungi; Ascomycota; Eurotiomycetes; Eurotiales; Trichocomaceae
Exons: 2
Coding region: 1-1056 (351 amino acids)
Source: RefSeq, a predicted model, not a curated record
AUGGCAGGCCUCUACAGACUCUAUCACGACAAACACAACCCACCACCCGACUUCUCCCAUAUCUCCUUCCACGGCAAAACCAUCGUCAUCACCGGCGCCACAUCCGGCCUCGGAUUCGAAGCAUCCCUCAAAUUCCUCCAACAGGGCGUCUCAUCACUCAUAAUCAGCAGCCGCGAUCAUGCGCGCGGCCAACAAGCCAAGAAUGAACUAGAAAGUCGCGCCGGCCGUGUCGGUGUUGUGACGGUAUUGCCACUGGACAUGAGCUCUUUCCAGAGCGUCGUCGAGUUUGCGUCGCGCGUCAAUUCCGAGUUGAAUGGUCGAAAGUUGGAUGUUGUUGUUCUGAAUGCCGGGAUUAUGCAUCGCGACUAUACGCUUACCGAAGAUGGGUGGGAGGAUACCUUGCAGGUUAAUACGCUUUCGACUGCGUUGCUUGCGGGGUUAUUACUCCCUACACUUCAACAGCAGAGCAACAACGAGGUAGUAGCGGAGAGCGACGUACCGCAUCUGGUUAUUGUGUCCAGUGGCACCGCCGUACAAGUCAGACAGAAAGAUCUUCUCCCGCCAUCUUCUUUCUCAUCAUCGUCUUCUUCUUCGUCUCCCUCUCAUGCGCUCCUCGAAUACAUAACCCAACCAUCAACACGCCAAAAAUACGAAAUCUCAAAACUCCUCCUCGAAUACACAUCCCGCUGCAUGGCGGAGCAAACUAUCAAUCCCAACGGAAGUCUCAAUGUGAUUAUCAACACUGUCAAACCGGGGUUGUGUGCUUCUGCCCUGGGCCGGCAAUACACGGCUCAUUGGUAUGAGCGAUGGGCUGCGGGGGUGUUUAAUUGGUUGUUCGCGCGGUCCGCUGAAGUUGGGGGCAGGGUUGUGGUUAGUGCUUGUGUGCAGGGGUAUGAGUCUCAUGGCAGGAUGUGGAAGGGAGAUGGGUUAUUUGAUGAGACGGGAACUCUUCUAGGGAAGGAAGGGAAAGCACUAAAAGAUCAGGCUUGGAGUGAGAUUCUGGAUGUGCUCAAGGAGCAGGCUUCAAAGUACAAUGUGCCAUUCAACCUCCGGUAA